CCAUCCGUGAGAGAGGGUCCGAUCUAUUCAGAAUUGGGGGCUUCUGGCCUUGGAGUUGGUGGAGCGGAGAUGAGACCUCCGGGCUGCUGGUCUGAGAGCCUGGCUUUGAAAACUUGGUUACCGAGGCUUCUCUCCUCAAGAUCUGAAUACAGUGUUAAAGAUAUCGCAGCUAAAAAGUUUUAUUCAGGAAUACUGUGCCUGUUACUCAACAUAGUUUCAACUUUCCAGCUAAAUGACUUAUGUGCCAGUGAUACCGGAGUCCUACAGCCAUGUUCUUGCAGAGUUUGAGUCUCUGGAUCCAUUACUUUCAGCCCUGAGGCUGGACUCCAGUCGUCUAAAGUGCACAAGCAUAGCUGUGUCUCGGAAAUGGUUGGCUUUGGGAAGUUCGGGAGGAGGACUCAAUCUCAUUCAGAAGGAAGGCUGGAAGCACAGGCUUUUUCUUUCACACAGGGAAGGUGCAAUUUUUCAGGUCGCCUGUUGUUUACAUGAUGAUGAUUAUAUUGCUGUAGCUACCAGUCAAGGUCUCGUAGUUAUUUGGGAAUUAAAUCAGGAGCGUCGUGGGAAACCAGAACGAAUUUAUGUGUCUUCAGAACACAAAGGCCGAAAAGUUACAGCUCUCUGUUGGGAUACAGCUAUUCUUAGAGUUUUUGUAGGUGAUCAUAUGGGGAAAGUUUCUGCCAUCAAACUCAACACUUCUAAACAAGUAAAGGCAGCUGCUGCCUUUGUGAUGUUUCCUGUUCAGACAAUAACAACAGUUGACUCCAGUGUUGUCCAGUUAGAUUAUUUGGAUGGAAGACUACUUAUAUCUUCACUUACUCGAUCCUUCUUGUGUGACACUGAGAGAGAAAAAUUUUGGAAAAUCGGAAGCAAGGAAAGAGAUGGAGAAUAUGGAGCUUGUUUCUUUCCUGGAAGAUGUUCUGCAGGCCAGCAACCCCUAAUAUAUUGUGCUCGCCCUGGCUCCAGGAUGUGGGAAGUGAACUUUGAUGGGGAAGUUAUAAGUACCCAUCAGUUUAAGAAACUCCUCUCGUCACCACCUCUCCCCGUGAUUACUCUAAGAUCAGAACCUCAGUAUGAUCAUACAGUUGGAUCUUCCCAGUCUUUGUCUUUCCCCAAACUUUUGCAUCUUAGUGAACACUGUGUGCUGACAUGGACAGAAAGAGGAAUUUAUAUUUUCAUUCCUCAGAAUGUACAAGUUCUUCUUUGGAGUGAAGUCAAAGAUAUUCAGGAUGUGGCCGUCUGCAAGAAUGAGCUGUUCUGUUUGCACCUAAAUGGGAGAGUCUCACAUCUUUCUCUGUUAUCUGUGGAGCGCUGUGUGGAGCGCCUGCUGAGGAGAGGCCUGUGGAACUUGGCUGCUUGCACCUGCUGUCUUUUCCAGAAUUCUAUCAUUACCAGCAGAGGAAGAAAAUCUUUGACUGUGGAUAAAUUGGAGCAUUUGAAAUCUCAGUUGGACCUCACAACCUAUAGUGAUCUGAUUUCUCAACUGGAAGAAUUGAUCUUAAAAUUUGAACCUUUGGAUUCAGCUUGCAGCAGUAGAAGAAGUUCUAUUUCGUCACAUGAAAGUUUCAGCAUCUUGGACUCCGGUAUUUAUCGUAUCAUCAGUAGUAGGAGAAGCAGUCAGUCAGAUGAAGACUCUUGUUCCCUUCACAGCCAAACCCUCUCAGAAGAUGAGAGACUCAAAGAAUUCACCUCACGUCAAGAAGAGGACCAACCAGAUCAGUGCUGGAGCUCACAUGGAAAUGAAGGUGAUAAUGACAGUGUUUCUCAUGCUCCUGUGACGCCUGAGACAGAUAAGAAUGAAACUUUUCUCCCCUUCAGCAUUCCAUUACCAUUUCGUUCUCCAUCUCCUCUUGUGUCUCUUCAGGCUGUCAAGGAAAGUGUUUCUAGCUUUGUACGUAAAACUACUGAGAAGAUUGGCACCCUUCAUACAGGCCCUGACCUGAAAAUAAGACCAGAACCCAGGGGCGAUGAGCAGUUAUGUGAAGAGGAUGUGAGUCCAGUCACCUGGCCAAAGGAAGAAGACACUGAGGGGAAAAAAGAAGUAAUUAGUCAACCUCCAGAAGAGGACAAGUUCCAGGACCUCAAAGUAGCAACAGCAGAGGCAAUGACCAAGCUUCAGGACCCACUGGUUUUGUUUGAACCCACGUCUCUGAGAACGGUUUUACAGGAGUGGCUUUCACAGUUAGAAAAAACAUUUGCCAUGAAGAACUUUUCAGACAUUUCAGAUACUGGUAACUCAUCCGUGGCAUCAAACCAGGAUGUGCUAUUGUUUGAUGAGUCAAAAAAGGGAGUAUUAGAUGAAGAUAAUGAAAAAGAAAAAAGCGACUCUUUAGGCAACGAAGAAACUGUUGAUCAAACAGUAUGUGAAUCUGCAAGUAGUCUGAAGGAGCCCUUGGAUGACCUUUUCCAAGUGUGUUCUCCAUGCAGCAUAGCCAACGGUCUUCAGAAGGAUCUGGCUGAAUUAACAACCCUGUGCUUGGAAUUGAAUGUGUUGAAUUCUGAGACCAAAAACGCAAGUGGACAUGUGGACCACGCUCUGCAGCAGUACUCUCCUGAGGUUCUGGCUUGUCAGUUCAUAAAGAAGUACUUUUUUGUCCUGGACUUGAAAAGAGCAAAGGAGAGUAUCAAGCUUAGUUACGCUAACAGUCCUUGUGUUUGGGAUACUUUUAUUGAAGGAUUGAAAGAAAUGGCAAGUUCCAGUCCUGCAUAUAUGGAGAUGGAAGAAGGAGACCUACCAACAAGCUUAAAGUUAGUGAAUGACUCAGUCCCCUUUGACAGUCCUUUGUUGAUUGCUUGUGCCGCCCGAUUGUAUGAAAAGUUUGGAGAAUCUGCUCUUCGGUCCUUAAUCAGGUUUUACCCAUCUAUUUUGCCUUCGGAUGUCAUGCAACUUUGUCAUCAUCAUCCUGCUCAGUUUUUAGCCUAUUUGGACAGUCUGGUGAAAUCAAGGCCCGAAGAUCAACGCAUGAAGAUUGGUGAUUUUUCUCCCCAACUUUCUUUUAGGCCAUCCUUCCUUGAGUCCCUUCUACAGCCAGAAUCUUUAAGAUUGGAUUGGCUGCUUUUGGCACUGUCCCAUGAUGCUCCCCCAAGCACAAGCACUAUGGAUGAUGAAGGAAACCCCAGGCCCCAUUCACACUUGUUUUCCUGGGGUUACAGUCAGCUGGUGCUUCAUCUCAUUAAAUUACCUGCAGAUUUUACAACCAAAGAGAAAAUGACUGACAUCUGUAGGUCUCAUGGUUUCUGGCCUGGAUAUCUUACUCUUUGUUUGGAGCUGGAGAGAAGAAGAGAGGCCUUCAACAACAUUGUGUGUCUGAAUGAUAUGAGCCUGAUGGAAGGGGAUAAUGGUUGGAUCCCAGAAACUGUGGAGGAAUGGAAGCUUCUCCUACAUCUCGUACAGAAUAAGAGCAUGAAGCCAGCCCCCCAGAAGUCACCAAAUGGGAACUUCAGUGAUGGGCCUUCUCCCAUCAGUGUGGAAAAUGUGGCUCUCCUGUUAGCUAAGUCCAUGGGCCCAGAUCGCGCCUGGUCACUGCUACAGGAAUGUGGUUUGACCCUUGAGCUGUCACAGAGGUUUACUAGAACCUGCGAUAUCCUAAGAAUUGCCGAGAAAAGGCAGAGAGCCUUGAUACAAAGCAUGCUUGAAAAAUGUGAUCGGUUUCUCUGGUCUCAGCAGGCCUAGUGGAAGAAGACUCAUCACAACGUCAUAACAUUUUGAGAAAAACUGAAUCAUGCUCCUGAGCCUCCUGAGCACAUUUGUUGUGGAAGGAAAGGUACCCCCUCAAAACCCUGCCACCUUCCUGGGAAUACUUUUGUCAGUGUCCAUACCUUCUGUGUUUGUGGCUCUGUGACCUCAGUGUUUCUCAACCAGGGAUGGAUUUUGAAAAGAAUCAGUCCUUGUUUACUGAAUCGAAGUGCCCUGGGGUCAGAAUGUGAAAGUUCACAGCUGAACUACAGUAUUGUUUUCCCCUUGCUAGUGAAUCGGGGGAAUUAUUUUUCUAUUGUGACUCUUGAUAUAAGAGCAGAAGUUUCUCAUCCUGCUUGUAGGAAGACAGAUAGUCAUUGGCAGGAGUUGGAUUUUUUUUUAUAUCUUAUCUGGGAUAGUUGAGAAAUUAUUGAAAUAAAACCUGCCAUAAUAGAAUUAACACAUGAAAUAAGUGAAACACUGAAGAUACAAAUUAGAUAUUUACAUGAAAUGGCCCAUAUUUAAAUAGAGCUAAUUUAAAAUAUAUUUUUCUCUAGUAUUUGACAUUUUCUAAUCUGAACCUAUAUACAAAUGACUAAUUUAAUACUAGAAAUGUUUUAUCUCUAAUCUAUCCUAAACAGUGGUCCAAAGGAAUCAUGCACCUUUAAAAAUUGUUUUUUGAAAGCCAUAAUAAAGGAAAGCUAAGUACUAACAAAGACUGCAGCAAGCACUUGUAUCAUUGAAGCCAUGCACUAGAAUGCCUCCGUCAAGCUCCUGUAUGUUUACAUAGCAUGUUACGUGAAUGAUACAUGUAAAAUCUGGUUAAGUUUUUAUUUGAAUAGAAUACAGACAUGAGGUUUAUUGUGAGCAGUUUGAAGGAAGGUAUUGGAGUAAGUUCAAUGUGGAGUAAAAAAAAGUGUUGGAUAUGU
This is a messenger RNA of Hyaena hyaena (striped hyena), 4602 nucleotides long. RefSeq names its product HPS5 biogenesis of lysosomal organelles complex 2 subunit 2 (gene HPS5). Gene Ontology annotation, biological process: developmental pigmentation. The transcript has 23 exons. NCBI's taxonomy places the organism in Eukaryota, Metazoa, Chordata, Mammalia, Carnivora, Hyaenidae. Bases 233 to 3670 code for a protein of 1145 amino acids. Gene Ontology annotation, cellular component: cytoplasm. The record is from RefSeq and is a predicted model, not a curated record. Gene Ontology annotation, molecular function: protein binding.